ACCAUGAAUGACAGGUACCACAAGGCGGCCCGGGAUGGCUACCUGGACCUGCUCAAAGAAGCCACAAGGAAGGACCUCAACGCGCCUGAUGAAGAUGGCAUGACACCGACGCUAUGGGCUGCUUAUUAUGGGAACCUGGAGGCCCUGCGGCUGAUCGUGGCGAGGGGAGGAAAUCCAGACAAGUGUGACAUAUGGGGGAACACACCGCUCCACCUCGCAGCAGCCAAUGGACAUCUAAACUGCCUGUUCUUCCUGGUGUCUUUCGGUGCCAACAUCUGGUGCCUGGACAAUGAUUACCACACGCCGCUGGACAUGGCCGCCACAAAGAACCACAUGGACUGCGUCAGAUACCUGGAUUCUAUAGCAGCCAAGCAGACAGGCCUCAACCCUAAGCUGGUCAGUAAGCUGAAGGACCGGGCUUUCCGUGAGGCUGAGCGAAGGAUCAAGGAAUGUAUGAAAAUGCAGAAGAAGCACCAGAAGAGAAUGGAGAAGAAGUUUCACAAAGAAUCUUCAGAAGUGUCAGCUUCAGAUGCCAUGAGUUUCUCCAGUUAUACAGGCAGCUCUGUCAGCCAUAAACUGCGAAACUUCAACCCAGGAACUGUCAGUGUGCCAUAUUCUCAAGCCACUCUCCAUGCCACUAAUCGAGGCAAGACAAAGAUCCAGAAGAAGUUGGAGAAGAGGAAACAAGGAGAUGGCACCUUUAAAAUUUAUGAGGAUGGGCGGAAGAGUGUGCGCUCGCUGUCUGGACUUCAGCUGGGCAACGAUGUGAUGUUUGUCAAACAGGGGACCUAUGUGAACCCCAAAGACCGCGGGCGACGUAAUGUUCGCGACAUGUUCCCCAGAGACAAUGAAGAUGCUAUCUCACGUGCCAUGAGCGAGCCAGACCUCCACGGACCAGAUGUGGACUACUCCGAGAUCAGUACUGAUUCAGGGCAUGACUCCCUUUUUAACAGGCCAGGGCUGGGCACUAUGGUUUUUAGGAGGAACUAUGUGAGUGGGGGCAUGUUUGACCUUGGACGGAGGGAUGACAUUAGCGUGGCACAGUCUAGUAAUACGGUUCGACUGCGUAGUAGACUCCAGGCUUAUACCAGUAUGGAUGAAGACAGUAUCGGCAGCGCCCGGAGCCUGCAAGAAAGGAACAUAGAGGAGCUGCCGUGGGACGAGGUGGAACUAGGACUGGAUGAUGACGAUGAGCCUGACUCCAGUCCUUUGGAGGUGUUUUUGGCUACACAGAGCAUGAGCGAGUUCUUCUCCAUCUUCAAACGGGAGAAGAUUGAUCUGGAAGCAUUGCUGCUGUGCUCAGACAAUGACCUCAAGAGUAUUCACAUACCUCUAGGGCCUCGGAAGAAGAUAUUAGAUGCCUGUAAAAGACGACUAGAGACAAUAGAAGAUCCAGACGUUAUCGAGGAUACUGAACUGUAAGUACUGACAGUCCCAUGUGAAACCUAGUAAUUCUAUUUUACCGACAAGACGCAUUCAGA
Periophthalmus magnuspinnatus is the source of this 1481-nucleotide messenger RNA. It is a transcript of the gene ush1ga, whose product is annotated as Usher syndrome 1Ga (autosomal recessive). Gene Ontology annotation, biological process: sensory perception of light stimulus; equilibrioception; sensory perception of sound. Gene Ontology annotation, molecular function: protein binding. Bases 4 to 1422 code for a protein of 472 amino acids. The transcript is spliced from 3 exons. The record is from RefSeq and is a predicted model, not a curated record. NCBI's taxonomy places the organism in Eukaryota, Metazoa, Chordata, Actinopteri, Gobiiformes, Gobiidae.